Molecule: messenger RNA, 933 nt
Organism: Vicia villosa (hairy vetch)
Lineage: Eukaryota; Viridiplantae; Streptophyta; Magnoliopsida; Fabales; Fabaceae
Exons: 2
Coding region: 1-933 (310 amino acids)
Molecular function (GO): nucleic acid binding; zinc ion binding
Source: RefSeq, a predicted model, not a curated record
AUGAAUAGUACUAAUGGCAUUCCGAAUUCUCUUCCAACUCUUGACGGUAAGAAUUUGAUCCGAUCGAAGAAACAGAUGCAAUCCUUGUUUGGCUUCCAUGAAACCCUAGAAGUGGUUACAGGCGGCGUACUUGUGUUGGCUGCAGAUGCAACCGAAGCACAAAAAACAGCCCAUAAUGAAGUCAAGAAGAAAGAUUGCAAGGCUGCGUAUUGCAUUCAGACGACGGUAGAUUCAGCGAACUUCGACAGGAUUUCUCAUGCUGAAUCGGCGAAGGAGGCAUGGGAUAUUCUGGUGAAGUAUUAUGAAGGAGGUGAGAAAGUCAAGGUUGUCAAGUUACAGACCUUGCGUCGACAAUAUGAAUUGUUGUCGAUGGGAGAAGACGAAAAGGUUGCAGAGUAUGUGUCGAAGGUGCAUAAACUCGUCCAUCUCAUGAAGGGUUGUGGUGAAACCCUAACUGAUAAUAUGAUAGUUGAGAAGGCACUGCAAGCUCAGUCAUGGAAAAAUAAUGGUGGUUCCAACAAAUUCAAAGGCAAAUUUGACAAGAAUCAGGGCAAGAAGCCUUGGUCGAACCCCCACAAGCAGCAAGAUGAAGAUAGAACUUCUGAAUCCUCGAAAGGGGGAGGAGGAAACUAUCGAAAGGACAAAGAAGAUAAAAAAGGUAAAGGUGUGCAGUGCUAUAACUGUGAAAAGUGGGGUCACAUGUCCAAACAUUGUUGGUACAAGAAAGACAAUGGAUCGACAAAAGGCAAGGACGAAGGAGCGAAACUUGCACGCCAAGAUUCAGAUGAUUCUGAAGAAGGUAUGGUGGUUAUGGCUGCAAUCACAGAUAACCAUGUCGAAUCCAAGAUCUGGUUUGGUAUAACUGAUGAAGUCGAAGUUGAAGGAAUUGUUGAGAAUCCAGUCGAAGUCAAAGUAGAAUCAGAUACGUGUUAG